UACAAGACUACAACGCUUUUAAUGACGCAACAUUAGCAGAUAGCUUCAGCUUCGUUGAUUAUUAUGAGAGCGUGCGUUCUAGUGUAGUCGCGUCUUUUGCAGUGCAUAUAUAGUGUCACGGCGAUACUAGCCUACUUCGACAGAUGAGAUAAUGAUGAUGGGGACUUUUAUUAGACUUGACUACUUACGAUCAAAACAAGGAAUACUUAAGAUUGCUCAGCACGUGAUUCUCCUCGCAGCGUUCGCAUGUGUUCGCUCCACGUUUUACAACAACUUGGAUUCCUACAGGUUCUAUGAAGUGGUCACACUGGGUUACGCUGUUGCAAUCUUCAUUUUCUUAGUCCUGACUGUCUUUGGGGUUCCGAAAAGGGUGCUAUUUGUGAACUGGGCUGUUACUGAGUUUAUGCUCGAUACACUGGGAUUCAUCUUUGUCUCCACUGGUUCCAUUGUGGCUGCUGUAAAAUCUUGUGAAGUCGCAUUGCUGGUUACUGCCUCAGUGUUUGGUUUUCUGGCCUCAUAUCUUUUAGUUUGUAGUGUAAUGUUGUCAUUUGUUGCCUCUCGCCACACACAAACUGCGGGUCCACCGAUACAAAACCACUGUCUGGAAGAUGGUUCAUAAGAUUAAGAAUUAUUCUGAAAUAUCACACGACUUCACACUGAUGUGGAAAUAAAGGGCAACUAUAGUUGAAGUCAGAAGUUUCCAUACACCUGUACAUGGUUGCUUUAGUUACAGUGGCUGUAAAAAUAUAUUGUUCAUUGUUAUUUCAUGAUACCGAAUACAUUCACUAAUGUACGAAGGGAACCAUAUUGUUAAGUGUUACCCAAAUUUAUCUGGAAUAUAUAUGGUAUACUGUGAAUUUUUAAACAUUAAAGU
This is a messenger RNA of Xyrauchen texanus (razorback sucker), 874 nucleotides long. RefSeq names its product CKLF-like MARVEL transmembrane domain-containing protein 7. The transcript is spliced from 5 exons. The record is from RefSeq and is a predicted model, not a curated record. Gene Ontology annotation, cellular component: membrane. The coding region runs from base 152 to 619 and encodes 155 amino acids. Lineage: Eukaryota; Metazoa; Chordata; Actinopteri; Cypriniformes; Catostomidae.